Messenger RNA from Petromyzon marinus (sea lamprey), 1541 nucleotides. Its product is annotated as mpv17-like protein 2. Lineage: Eukaryota; Metazoa; Chordata; Hyperoartia; Petromyzontiformes; Petromyzontidae. The record is from RefSeq and is a predicted model, not a curated record. Gene Ontology annotation, cellular component: membrane; cytoplasm; mitochondrion. Gene Ontology annotation, biological process: mitochondrial ribosome assembly.
GCUCGUGGCUCCUCCUCCUCCUCCUCGUGGCUCCGGCUCGUUCGAUCGCGUGGGACCCGGCCUCACCAUCCCAGGGUCUCUCCCCUGUACAUCGCAGGGCAACCCUGCCCCCCUGCCCCCCACCACCGCCCCCCCCAUGCUGCGCCAGGUGGGGUCUCUGGUCCCGCGGCUUCUGCGGGGCCGCGGGCUCCUUGUGGCCAACACGGCGAGUUGCGGGGCUCUCAUGGCCACGGGCGAUGCCGUGCAGCAGUGGAGGGAGAGGCGCGCAGGGAGCCGCGAGCACAGGGACUGGGUGCGGACCGCGCGCAUGUUCUCCGUGGGCAUCGUGAUGGGACCCAUCCUCCACCUGUGGUACGUCUACCUCGACAAGUUCCUGCCGGAGAGGACGAGGAAAGUGGUCGCCAAGAAGAUCCUCGCCGACCAGCUCAUCGCCUCGCCGCCGUUGGCGGCUCUGUUCUUCUUCGGAAUGGGAGCUCUGGAGGGACAGAGCGUUAAACAUUCCGCCCACGAGUUCGCAGACAAGUUUUUGGAGAUGUAUAUGAUGGAUUGGACCAUCUGGCCGGCGGCGCAAGCGGUCAACUUCUUUUACGUCCCGUCGUCCUAUCGGGUCAUCUACGUGAACGUGGUCACCCUGGGAUGGGACACAUUCCUUUCCUACCUUAAGCACCGGGACGACAAGACGGACGCGGGCGGAGCGCCGGCCGAGCGAGACGCCGGCGAGCGGAGGGAGGCGCCGCACGCGGCGGCCUCUCCCGCGGCGGCCGAGCUGUGCCCGGAGAGGCCGCCCCUUGCCGAGGCGGCCGUGCCGAGCUUGAGGCGGGAGGUUUAGUCGUGGCCCGGGGGGAGGGGGGGGGUCGGGGCGGGGGGGGUGCAAAAUCGCCCAUCGGCCCGUAUAUGGAAGGGAAGUGGGCGUGCAGUUUGCCCGUAGUGGCGUUUCUCUGCCCGUACGUGGCCUUGCGGAUCGUGAAUCGAGGCGUUCUGCGUGCGGUCAAUCUGACAGCUGCCCCCCCCUCCCCCCCCCCCCCGUUGGCGUUGGAGGGUUAAUCGCCGCGUCGAAUAAUUCGCAAGCGAGCCACGGACGGGCGCAGUAAUCCCAUUGGUUGGUGCAGCGUUCGUGCGGAGUGCUCCACUCUUUUUGUUGAUUGGCCAAAUAUCUCUCGGCACGAACGGUGAUUCGCUCGCGUUCAGUUUUUUUAUUGCACGGCGGCAUGCUUCGGAGGAGAGGCGCUCAACGGAAAUCGGCAAUCUUCCCCGGAUGGUUCGCCUUGAUGUCGCAUUCGUGCCAAAAGAACGAUUAUUUGACGUGGGUUUUAUUAUUAUUUUUUUUUCUUAAUUCGAGAGGGAACACUUAAGAUGAGAAAAAAUAUAUUUGGGGAUUUUUUUUGUAUUUGCACGCCACUCUUCAGGAAUGUAGAUAUAUAUUAAUUUAUGUGUACCGAACGGAGACGGCCAAUUGAUAACAAUACGAUUGUUAUAUUUUAAAGACACGAAAAGAGAAAUAUCAAAGGUAGGUUUCAAAAUAAACCACCACUGGAACCAUC